Messenger RNA from Penicillium diatomitis, 3231 nucleotides. RefSeq lists its product as uncharacterized. The transcript has 4 exons. The record is from RefSeq and is a predicted model, not a curated record. NCBI's taxonomy places the organism in Eukaryota, Fungi, Ascomycota, Eurotiomycetes, Eurotiales, Aspergillaceae. The coding region runs from base 1 to 3231 and encodes 1076 amino acids.
AUGGGCAUUCAACGAGAUGAGCGUGGGGGAGCAGCAUCCUCCUCCACUACCUACAACCCACUUAUCCAGCAAUUCGGACAGCUGAAUGUGUUGGACGAUUUGAUCAGGCUACGGGCCGGGGAUUAUGUUCAACGUCCAAUAUUGGCCUAUCCCACCUCGGAGACGGCAGCGUCGACAUACAGCUACUAUAGCGGCCGCGAUUUGAAUGAUAUGAUCGAUAACAUGGUUACGGUCUUGGUGGAUACUGGAUUUACUCCUCCGCGCGAGGGUCCAGCAGUCGUCGCUCUGUUGACGCUUUCGGAUCUUAACAUGGUGAUUACUUUUUUCGCACUCAGUCGCUUGGGCUUCACCGUGAUGAUGCUUUCUCCACGCUUGUCCGGGGACGCGUGUGUUUCACUGCUGAACGAGGUCGAGUGUGAUACGGUCUUGUAUGGCACCACAGUCAGCAUUCGAACAAGAAUUGGGGAGAUUCUUCAGCGCAAGAUAAUGGCCUGCCGACCACUUCCUCAAAUCAACUCUGACAGGGUUCCUGAGCGGACCUUCCUGGCCAUACAUCAACGUCGCAACCUGGAAGCCCAGCGAAACAGAAUCGCACUGAUACUUCAUUCCUCGGGAUCAACAGGCACACCCAAACCACUAUAUCUCACCCACAAAGCUCUGAUGACGCACCCCCUCCGAGGACCUGGAUUGACCUCGUUCAAUCCUUUGCCUUGGUACCACCUCCAUGGACUCUCGACGGCAUUACAGGCCAUGUGGCAGAGAAAGACCGCCUUCAUGUGGAACGCUGCGUUACCCCUCACAGCAAAGUCGGUGAUUUGCGCCUUGGAGGCGACAAGGCCGCAGUCAGUUGCGGCCGUACCCUACCUGCUGCAAUUGAUGGUAGACCAUCCAAGAGGAAUCGAUGCUCUUCGUGCGUGUGAGUUGGUGACGUAUGGCGGUGCGCCCUGCCCCGAUGAGUUGGGUGACAAACUUGUCAACGAGGGUGUCAAUUUUGGAGGAUCCUUUGGACUAACAGAGGCUGGGUUAGUCGCAGAUUCAAUAUCUCGAUCCAAAGAUGACCCGUAUUGGAAUUAUCUGCGCUUCUUCGAUAACAUCAAGCCGUACAUCUGGAUGAAACCCGUGGGGGACUCUUUAUACGAAUGCGUCUAUCUCAAAGGACACCCCGCUCUGACUACUUGCAACUCGAAUGAGCCACCUGGUUCAUUUCAUUCCAAGGACGUCUUCGCGCCUCACCCAACCAUACCCGAAAGAUGGAAGUACGCGUCCAGAAUCGACGAUCGCAUUACCCUCGUCAAUGGAGAGAAGGUGCUACCUCUCCCCAUCGAGGGCCUUGUCAAGCAGGAUGUGCUGAUCCACGAAGCAGUGGUGGUCGGUAUCGGGAAAGCUUCACCGGGUUUGUUAGUCUUUAAGUCACAGGAGAUUGACGAAGCCGAGGUUUCAGACGAGGAGUAUCUGGACGCCAUCUGGCCUACUAUCCAAGAUGCCAAUUCGCGGGCAGAGCGAUUUUCCCAAAUCUCACGCGACCUGAUUGCCAUUUUACCCUACACGGCAAAGUUUCCACGGACGGACAAGGGAUCUAUGAUUCGUGCACAGGUUUAUUCCGAAUACGCGCCCUUGAUUGAGGAUCUUUUCUCGCAGUCUGAAGAAAAAGAAGGAUGUACCCAGACAGAUGUGCAUGAAACACAAGCCUUGAUUCUCAAGCUUUGCCGAGAAGAACUUUUUGUUCACAUUGAUACUGCCAAAAGUGAUUUCUUCAACGCCGGUAUCGACAGUUUGAAAGCCAUUCAAUUACGACGACUGAUACUGCGCAAUUUCAAGCUCGAUAAGGACAUGCUUAGGCAGAAUGCGGUGUACGAGACAGGGACUGCCAACGCGCUGGCCGAGCACAUUUGCGCACUUCAAGUUGGCCGUGCAUUGUCUUCAGCGGAUUCAGACAGCAAUUUGAUGAGUAGAUGGAUAGAGAAAUUUUCCUCUUUCGGGAGUCAUGUUCCGCAUCCAUCGUUCUGUUGGAAAUUCAAGAGCGUGAUUUUGACCGGAGCAACAGGGUCCAUCGGCGCCAACGUUCUCCAUUCGCUAUUGCAGGACGAGUCUAUAUCGACAGUCUACUGUUUCACGAGGCAGGCCUCGCCUACGAAAGCAAUCCUUGACGGCCUGUCUAACCGAGGGCUUGCCAUCACACCCGCGCAGACAUCAAGAGUUAAAGGAUUACACUGUGUCAUAGACCAGCCCAACUUUGGUCUCAAACACAAGACAAUUGAGCAUCUUCGAGGCACUGUAACCCAGAUCAUUCACGCUGCAUGGCCCGUCAACUUCAAUCUGCCGUUGACAUAUUUUUAUCCUCAUGUUCAAGGUGUCUACAACCUAAUCCAAUUCUCGCUAUCCGUACGCCAACCACAACCCGCCGUGAUGUUAUUCUGCUCUUCCGUGUCCACCGCACUAGCAUCAUCAUCGAAGUCCAUCCCAGAGAGCCCUCUAAACCUUUCGAGUGCCUACAUGGGAUACGGUCAGUCCAAACUGAUUGGAGAGCACAUCAUCAGUAAGGCCCGUCGUUCAGGCGCACGAUGCUACUCCUUGCGUAUUGGACAAGUCUCAGGCCACUCCAAGAUGGGGUUCUGGAACGACAAAGAGGCUCUCCCGUUAAUUAUUCGAUCCGCGGCGACCCUGAAAGCGCUACCUGACCUCUUCAACCAUACGUGUUCCUGGCUUCCAGUGGACAAGCUGGCGUCUAUAAUUGUCGACAUUGUUCAAGUGUGCUCAUCUCCAAAGAAAACUGCAGUGUUUGACCAUCUGCAACGUGCAUUGCAAAUGGGAUAUCCCCUCCCCGGCCUCAUAUGCUCCGUGGACUCAGAUACGGUCACAGCAAAGAACGACAACGACAACGACGACUCCAUAUACAACAUCAGCAACCCCCACAUUUUCCAAUGGUCCGCCUUACUGGACUCCCUCCGCCGCAAUGGCUUCCAAUUUGAGACUGUACCCUUCGAACAAUGGUGCCGCAUGCUCUGGGAGAGUGAAGCCCGUGGUGAAGAGCACAUCAAUCCUGCUGUCAAAUUGAUCAGUCACUACGAAGACAUGUAUGGAAAAAAGUCGGCGGUGAGACUGAAACCUUUUCAGACUGCGCGGGCUGAGAAAGAUAGUGCAACGAUGCGCGGGCGAGAUCUGGAUAUGGUCGGCGGUGGAAUAUUAGAUAACUAUGCAAGAGAUUGGCGUAGUCGGUGGAUGAGCUCAUGA